This is a messenger RNA of Parathielavia appendiculata, 1324 nucleotides long. RefSeq lists its product as uncharacterized. The transcript has 5 exons. Bases 174 to 998 code for a protein of 274 amino acids. The record is from RefSeq and is a predicted model, not a curated record. NCBI's taxonomy places the organism in Eukaryota, Fungi, Ascomycota, Sordariomycetes, Sordariales, Chaetomiaceae.
AUGGCGUCCAAAGAAGGGGAUUUGACACCACAAAAAAAAUUGUGGGAUGUUUGCACAUCUGGGUUAGACAAAAGAAUAAAAAGAGGGGAGGAAGAAAGAUGUCCGCUCGGCAGCUUCACGGCUGCUAGGACGUCCUACCUUGAUCGAGAAUCCACUUCAGCCAUGGCGAAGCAAUGUCAUGUGUUGGUUCAGCACUGUCAUACCCCAGCACUGUCAUACCUCAGCACUGCCAUAUCUCAGCUCUGUCAUACCUCAGCACUGUCAUACCUCAGCACUGCCAUAUCUCAGCACUGUCAUACCUCAGCACUGUCAUACCUCAGCACUGUCAUACCUCAGCACUGUCAUACCUCAGCACUGUCAUACCUCAGCACUGUCAUACCUCGUUCCGCCAGUUUGCUCCCAUCGUUUACCUUGGCUCUCAACACCCUGCGUGGACACGGAGUCACCAACAUCAUCCGGAUGGAUACCUCCGGUUAUUCUCCCCGUUCACAUGCAUGCAUGAGACACACCAGCUGCAAGCCCAAGAACGGCUACUGUUUUGCAGGAGCCAUAGUACCUUAGCAACCUCCCACAUUAGUACUGCUCUAUACCUGAAACCCAGGCCCAGGUCACCGCUUGGUAUUGAGGGCAAACCGGAGCGGAUCCUCUCCGUCGGCUGUCGACAGUCGCAGCAAGGGGUCAGUCAGGUCAAGAGUGACUAUGCACACUUUAACAAUUCCAUCCAUUACAAUGAAAUCAGUAGCUUAGUUCUCCGGUUUCGUGGACUCCUCCCCCUUCCCAAAAUGAACCUCUUCCGUUUUCCCGCCCCCGGCCCCCCUCCCCCUUCGCCCCAUCACCACUUCCAAAACGUCGUACAUACAAAACCAUCCGACCAUGACCGCUCCGUGGCGGCCACGGCCGGAGGCACGCGAGGCGUCGGCGGGGCCACCUUCGUGGACACCGGCAGCGGCGGGGUUCCGAUCGACUGCUCUUGUCAGCACGGCACGCCGAGAUGGUGAAUCACCAAUGCGGGAUGCUGUACUCUUGGUCCUCGAGCCUCCUGAUAUCUUCGUCGGUCAGCGGCGUGCAGCCGCCACAGGAACAUCGAAAGCCGUAGGUUCGGUACAGCUCGAUCGGCGAACCCCCGUAGCUGAUGCGAAGCUCAGCACCCGCCGGAACCAUGUCUUUACAAAUGAUGACGAGAUGCAAUCUCGAAGAUUGCGAUGCCGCCUGGGACCGCAAAUCUGUUCACGUCAGACGAAAGUUUAGCUGCAGCAUCAAUCGCAACCGGAGCUGUGCGACUCACGCGUUAAACUUCUUGAUCCGCUCCACUCUGCUGAAGAGG